AUGGAUUCAUCUCAGUCCCUACGAGAUACCUGUGCUAAUCCAGAUUCUCUGUUUGCCCUUUCGGAUGAGGACCUGAUUCACCUCGUGUACAAAGAGUUUCCGGAGGAAAUUGACCGUCUGCGACGGGCAUACUCUAUCCGAGAUGGUCCCUGGACUCCUCCUGGCACUCCAUCGCCAUCCUACAUUUUAUAUAACGAAGACUACGACGAAGUGAAUCGCACACUUGUGGGGUUCCUAGCACUCCGCUGGAUCCAUACGGGGCAAUACGAGACCUUCAUCAGUUCACAGGAAUCCGCAUCUCAGCUAACAAGAGAUUCGUUUGAUUGGAUCCACGGAUUCUACACACACCUCAUCACAGACGCCAACACACUCUUUGCCUUAAUCACCUCAAUAAUCAUCAACGACCUAGGCAAAGACCCACAGCUAGCAUCCGACUGCUGCGCAAAGACAGGUGUGGACAUCUCAACUCUCAACCACGACGCCAUUCUCCUCGCGGCCUGUAACGCCGGCCUAGUCCCCUCGCUGGACAAUCUCCCAGACCAAGAUAGGGACGAUGUUCUCCUGGCAAUCAAGCUCGGCGCGACCUUCAAUUUUGGCCAACUGGCCCAGGCAGAAAACGCCCCGGCCUGUCUGUCCGGUCUACCCCGCAUGAAGGGCCACGACCGCAGCUUCCAACUCCGCUUCAUGGAACAACUGCUCGAUAUCGCCGGUGCUGCGGGGCACAUGGACUGGACGUGUGCGAAGAAACUCAUCCAGCCUAUCUUCGACUCCUAUCGCAAUGUCUACGAUGUCUGCGAGGGUGUCAUUUCAGGCACCCUGACCGUCCGCAGUGGGUAUGACUUGAUAUUAAUCCGACGUGCGGCGUUCCUGCGCGACAAGGACGUGCGGGGAUUCCAAGUGGAAGAGAACCCGGGCGACCGGGCGUUAGUGCGGUUGUUCUGUAUGGGCAAUGUGACUACGCGGGAAAAGGCGCUUUUGUAUGAGGAUGCGUGGCGUGCGUUGGAGGACCCCGUUAGGGAGACUCUGGCAAAUGCUCUCAAUCUAGAUGGUCGCAGGGGCGAGCCUGCUGUUCAGCCAACGUAUAUUCCUGCUCUACUUGGCCGUAUACAGGAUGUGAAUGCAUUGGUGUGUACCCUGCAUUACCUUGCUCAGGUCAUGAGUGCGACCGACAUUGAAGACCCUUCCGCCGUGGUUAUCGAGCGGAGUGUGUAUCCGAUUUUGAAACAUUUUGUUGAGAGUGAGGAGUUUCUGGAAGAUCCGACUAUCUUGGAGAGGGUCGACAUGCCUGAUGGCGUGGUUGCUCUGAACACAGCCUCAAUUUGA
Penicillium verrucosum is the source of this 1323-nucleotide messenger RNA. RefSeq lists its product as uncharacterized. The transcript has a single exon. The record is from RefSeq and is a predicted model, not a curated record. The coding region runs from base 1 to 1323 and encodes 440 amino acids. Lineage: Eukaryota; Fungi; Ascomycota; Eurotiomycetes; Eurotiales; Aspergillaceae.